Messenger RNA from Hydra vulgaris (swiftwater hydra), 2950 nucleotides. Its product is annotated as NACHT, LRR and PYD domains-containing protein 3-like. Gene Ontology annotation, cellular component: cytoplasm. Gene Ontology annotation, biological process: signal transduction. The record is from RefSeq and is a predicted model, not a curated record. Gene Ontology annotation, molecular function: protein binding. NCBI's taxonomy places the organism in Eukaryota, Metazoa, Cnidaria, Hydrozoa, Anthoathecata, Hydridae.
ACAAAUUCUGUACAUUUAAUUAUAUUUGGUUUACAAUAUCUAUAAUUAUAGAUAUCUUCAAAAAUUUCAUUACUUUUUGUUUAUAUAAACAAAAAGUAAUGAUCUCAGAAUAAGUUUCUUGUAUUUACCCGGAAUUAACAAAUAGGGUUUCCGACAUAAAUCCAGUGCUGGAUUAAAGAUGGGGGGAAGGGCUGGGGCUAUAGCCCCAGGCCCCGCAAAUUUAAGGGCCCCCAAAAAAUUUUGAGGACCUUCUUUUUUUUAGUCAUUUUUAGAUUCUGGCCCAUAAAAAAGCCUCCAAAAAUAAAAAUAGCCCCGGGCCCCAAGAAGUCUUAAUCCGCCACUUCAUAAAUCGCAGAAGUGUAACUUAAGAAGUAAUAAGAGAAGCCUCUCAAUAAAUGGGUGUGUGGUAUUGUUUUAACGUCCAAUAAUAAUUGUGAUUGUGUAAUAGACCUUUUAACGAUUUCAUUUUUCAAUUCGGCAUCAAAAGAAAGACGAGUUAACAAGUCUGCUUGCUUAUAAUAUUGAAACAUUGUGAAUUUUGAAUAGUUGUUUUUAUAAUAUUUAAAGAGACUUUGUAGAAACAUCAAAAUGGAUCAACCAAAAUGGAUCAAAAAAGAUGAAACCACUAUUUUUAGCCAAGCGUUUAAAUUAAAGUUUAGUGAUAGUGUUGGAGUAGAUUGGAGAACUCUUGGGCGUUGGUUAAAUAUUGAAGAAAAUUAUUUAGACAUGAUUGAUCAAGAAAAUAAAAGAAUUAAUGCAAAAGCAUAUUCAAUGUUAACUAAAUGGAUACAAAUGAACCGCAAUCCAACACUUGAUGAGUUUAAAAAUGCUCUAACGAAAAUGAAUAGAAUGGAUCUAAUAAAAAAAGUAGAUGAACUCACAAAGACUUCAAGUUUACCAGAAAUAUCUUUCGGAUUUUCUGCCAAUAAAGAUUCUUCAAAUCCACUAGAUGUUGCUAGCAGAGUUCAUGUCAAUAAAGAUAUAUCAGAGGUAUGCACAGCACUAAAAAAUUAUUAUCUAAAGUAUUAUGGCAAAAUAAAUGAACUUCAACCACUAUUAAAAACACCUGCUUAUGUUGAUCUAAUACAAAAAUUUGUUGAUCUAUGUAUUGUUGAUGCACAUAAUCUUCAAAUGGAUGUUGUUUGUAGCGUUGAACGAAAGCAAUUUCUUGAAAAGCAAAUGAGUUAUACACCAAUACCAUAUAGUGAAAUAUUUAUGAACGAAAAAUCAGUAAUAUUAAUAUCUGGAAUAGCUGGUAUUGGAAAAACAUGGUUGCUCAGAAAGUGUUUGCUCGAUUGGUCGAAUAAUUUAAUUUGGAAUAAUGUUGAACUUGUGUUUUAUUUGGAAUGCAGGAGGCUUAAUCAAUAUCAAAAUGUUUCGAAUAUUAAUGAAUUACUAAAUGUUUUCUACAAACAUAUUUUAAAUGAUUUUGAUAUUAGUAAGCAUACUACAUUGUUUAUAAUUGAUGGAUUAGAUGAAUUUAAAUAUUUAAAUGAAUUAUUAAAUCCAAAUUUAAGUUGUAACUUUCCGAUUGUUAAUGCUUUAGCAGAAAUUCAAAGUUAUAAACAUGUAGUUGCUGGUAGAGUUUAUGCAAUUGAUAAAUGCCAAAAUAUAUAUACAGAGCAUAUUGAUAAGUUAACCAUUCAAAUAAUGGGGUUUAACCAAGAUGGUGUUGAAAAUUAUGUAGAAAAUCAUGUUAUAGAAGAAAAAAAAGAAGUUGUUAAAGCAACUUUAAAGGAGUCUCCAAUUGCAAAAGUUAUGGCAACUGUUCCGUUUUAUUUAUCUUCCAUGUGUAAAAUUAUUAGUGAUUCAAGCAAAAUAUAUACAACUUCUUUCUUAACGAUGACAGAAUUGUAUGCAAAUAUUUUUUUAUACUUUUUGCAACAACACAUUAUAAAAAACAAUGGAUUGGUUUAUGAAAUGAUGGCAAAUGAAAAUAAUAAAAAAUAUGUAUUAACCAUUUGUAGGAUAGCUUUUGAAUUGUUUAUUGAAAACAAAUUUGUGUUUUCAAAAGAAGAAGUUUUACUAUUUAUCAAUAACUUUAAUGAAGUUGAUGAAAGUCUUUUUGGUUUUAUUGAAAGGGUUGAAACACAUCUAGGUUAUUUUUACCAAUUCGCACAUUUGACUGUAAUGGAGUUUUGUGCAUCUGUAUAUGCAUACAAUUGUUUAAGCUUUGAAGAGAUUAUGGCCAAUAAAAAGCUGGAGAGUUGUUUAUCAAUGAUUUGUGGAUUAAGCAAUAACAACCAAAAUAUUAUAUUAAAGUUUCUUGUUAACCUGAAUCCUUCUAAAAAAUCAAAAGAGGAGUCUUCACUUUUGGUUUCUAUUUUGGAUCGUCUAUCUAAAAGUAUUAAAGUUUUUGAUGAUUUCAAUUUUUUCUACGAAUGUUUUUACGAAAGUCAAUCGUCAUUCACUGAUGAAAUAAAAUCAAUUGUUGAUGAACAAAAUGAACUGAAUGACGGUUGGAAGAUUUCGAUUGACGAUGGAAAAACUUCUUACGCAACUUCUUGCGAGAAUUAUUUCGUAAAUUAUUACAUAAAAUCUGGAAGAAAGUUAAAGUGGUUAAUUGUUGAUAAAAAUAUUUUAAGUGAUGAAGAAAAAAAUCUUUUAAUUCGAUGUUCAACUAAUGUUCGCAAUGUCUGGUUUUGUCGUCCAAUUAAUUUCGAAGGAUGGAAACCGAAAGAUAAGAUUGAAUGGUUGGCGAUAUGGAUCUUAGAUUAUUAUUUAAUAACAAAAAAAGAUUUUGAAGAAAAUUUUCUUCCUUGGAUUAAUCUUUGUGAAGAAUUAAAUCUUCUACUUCACGACGACAUUGAUUUCAUUAAAGACAUUUGUGAAUGGAUUCGUUGUUCGAACAUCAAGAAGUUUGUGAUCUUGUACCGUGGAAAAUAUUUUCGUAACGUCGAUGAAUUAACUUUAUAACGCGGGAAAAUGUUUAAUAUUUUAAAUAUAUAAA